Molecule: messenger RNA, 2987 nt
Organism: Manacus vitellinus (golden-collared manakin)
Lineage: Eukaryota; Metazoa; Chordata; Aves; Passeriformes; Pipridae
Gene: SMIM30
Product: small integral membrane protein 30
Exons: 2
Coding region: 347-532 (61 amino acids)
Source: RefSeq, a predicted model, not a curated record
CCCCGCAGGAAGAACUAUUGCGGAGAGGGCAUCCGGGCUGGUCCCGACGUGCACCUCGAGGGCACCUUCCCAAGUUGUAGGAACCACGGUAGACGUUUGUCCUGCACGGUGACACUGCCCGGGAGGUUAAGUUCACACUCUCCCCAGUGUGCCGUAGUCUGGCCGUGCUCUUGGAUCCCGAGGAUGCCCAGUACUAGGGGGUGUGGGUGAGUGGUGUUCAGGAGCUACACAGCCCUAAACACCUGGUGAAAGAGGCCGACAUAGCACAGCACGAGAUACUGCUGAAGUACCUGCUUUCCACCACUUUCCUCAUUUAACUUCCCCUUGGGGUCAGCUGAUCAUCAGCAUGCCUUCUACCAAGAACACCUCAAAACUUUUCCUGGUCCUCUUCUCACUGCUGCUGGUGCUGCCAGUGGUUGAAGCCCUGGAUGCCGGAGAUACCAUUGCCUUUCUUCUAGGCCUCGCUGUCAGCGUUGUCGGAUUCUGCGCCUGCCUCGGCUUGUAUGCAAGGAAAAGAAAUGGGCAGCAGUGAUUUCAAGAAAAUGCUCAGAUGAAGUGAAUUUCCUAACAUGGCUUGGGGUUGGGUGUAAGACUGAGCUUUGGUUCUAGAUAACUUUCAAAAAACAAAUAGUAGAUGUUUCUGCAAACCUGUCUUACUGUUCAGUACAACAGAAUCAAGACUGUACACAGUAAAAGGGAUUUUUAGGAUCUGCCCUUGUGACAGAAAGAUAAUUUUAUAUUGCUUGUGAUUAAAUAUUGCCUCAGAGAAGGGUAAGAACUUUUUGAAUGGGGAAGAAAAACUAUAGAGUGGCUCACAGUAAAAGUUUAUAAAUGUAGCAUGUGAGGCAGGCCGUCAAUAAGUUCCACAAUUUUGGUUUCAAGGUUUAUUCAGGAGAAAGCAGCUAUUAAUCUUCCGGUCAGGAUGACAGAGUUUUGAAAGUUCUCCUAACUAGAUAGCUGGCAAGCAGACUGCUCUAACUUGUGUGCUUGUGCUCACCUUCUCUGUAAUGACAGUUAACACCUAACAGCUCACUUCUGCUGUCACAGGAAUGAGACUAACGAGAACUAAGAAAACAUGAAAGGCUUUUUCUUUUCUUUGAGAAUAUUUUUAGAGCAUUUUUAUUUUAGAAUAUGCCACUCCUGUAGCCUGUGUUCUUGUUACCAAGUAAAUACACUUAAGAGUGGGACCAAUAUUUUUAUUUAACAUGUAUUUCACAGAAAAGUACGUGUAAGGCUAUGUAAAUCAGAUUAGGGAUAUGGGCUUUGUCUCUUGUUUAUUUUUGUACACAGUUUUCCUUUAGGCACACCAUGUUUAAGCUUUAUUUCAUUUGCUGUUUGUACUUUUUUCUCCAAAACUGAAGACUUACCUAUUUUGAUGAGGAAUUAUGUGUAGUAUUUUUCUGCAUUAGGAAGUUAUUAGAGUUAUAAUAAGACCAUUGUACACACGUUUCUUAGAAAACAUGUUCACAUGUUAUAGAAAAAACUUAUUUUGUUAAAAUCCUGGGUUUAGUCAACAGGUCCAUUGCUCAAGUGUCUUCCUCAUGACAAACGUUACUAGCUAAACAUUUAGGCUUCUCUAACUGGUGCAUGUGAGUUCCACAGAAGAUUAGGACCAAAACCAAAGUAAAAAGUCCUGAUGCAAAAUGGGAGAUGUAUUCUAUUCACGCUCAGUCAGAUCGAAUGGUAUAUGGUUGAAAGACUUAAUAGCGUAUCUAGAACCUUCUCUAAGUACCAAAGGUGAAAAGGCUCAGCCAAGAAUGUUUACCACAACUCCCUCCAGCUUGUUAGGGCAUUCUAGCUGUCUGCUUGAAGCAAGGAGCUCAAUCUCUUAACAGCAGCAGAAUAAGGAGCAUAGGAAUGUGAGCUUUCCACAGUUCACAGAAUUUCCUUCUGAUCUUGUGCUGUGGACACUGCCACUCUUGCUAGAAAUCUUGGCUUUUAUCUUUCAGAGCUGGGGAAAAAGGUUACAUGUGAUGCAAAGCUAUUCCUCCACUUCAAGUCUCUCUUCAGUAGAGCACCAAGCUAGAAGAGUUGUUGGGCAGGUCUUAUUUGGGUGGCAUAUUAUGUUCUACAAAUUCAAAGAUUUCUGCAUGCCAUUUUUGGCUAGUUUGACUUCUUUCUUCAGCCUCUGAGGAGACAGAAGCCCUUGUUAUUUCAGUCUUGCAAUUUGUGUCCCUCUCUCAUGGUUGAUAGAGGGAGGAGGUUAAAAUGAAAGCUUCUAAAAAUUGCAUGGGAUUGAAACUGUAGGAGUCAAUUCAGUAAUCCACAAGAAUGUAGGUUUCUGAUUUCACGUUACAAGAAUAAAGGUCACAGAGUUACUCUGAUGAGUUGCAAGUUUUGCCAGGUUCUUGAACAAUUUUUGUAGCUUUCAAAAGUCUGGGACAUGGUGCACAAUGACUGUGUACAAAUGAAAUUUACAGGCCUUAGAGGAGCUUCAGACAGUAGCAUCACCUUUGAAAGCUGCCUAGCAGCAGUAGAUAAUCCUGUAUGUGAUUAUUCAGCUGGGUGGGUGCAAGCACACAUCAAAGUGUGAUCUUCGAUGUUCCAGCUUGGGUAAACCAUUACUCUUAAAAAAAAAACCCAACCCCCAAAAUCACCACUCAAUUCACUUUAAUUUUGAAAAAUUACAUAAUUUUGCCAAUUUUUCAGUAGAAUAUAUAUGUUGCUCUUUCAAUAGAAUAAAUUUUAUCACAAGCAGCUUUUCACAGACUCCUUUACCUACACUUUGGAAAAGAUCCCUGGAAACUGGGCAACAGUUUCACUUCAGGAAAACAAAAUUUUAGCAGAGUAAUUAUCUUCAAGCAAUAGGGAUAUGAGGAACACUGUUCUUUGCCCGAAGCUGAAUGUACUUUAUUGAAAGGUGUUUACACAGCAUAAUAGCUUUGUUUCCUGGGUUCUGAAAGAAGCUUUAUUGUUAAAGACUUCCAUUUGUUGAUGUCUUGAGUGUAAAAUCAGAUACCCCUGUUUUUCUUUUGUCUUAAUAAACU